ACCCCAUCCUACUAGUCCAACAUGCCUCCCCCAAAAUCGAAAGGCGGUAAAAUGCUCAGUCUCAUCAACUGGAGACUGAAGGUCACGAUCAACGACGGACGAGCCCUCACCGGCCAGAUGCUCGCGUUUGACCGUCACAUGAAUCUUGUCCUUGCAGAAUGCGAGGAGUUCCGACGUGUCCGACCGAAAAAGAAGGCAGGGGAGGCAGAAGCAGGGCCAGAGCAGGAGAUGAAGAGGACACUGGGGCUCGUCAUUUUGCGCGGUGAGACUGUGGUGAGCAUCAGUGUAGAAGGGCCUCCUCCUGUUCAGGACGAUGACAAAAAGAGCUCGCUGCCUGCCGGUCCUGGUCGUGGCAUGCCUGCGGGGCGGGGUAUGGGAAUGAUGCCUCCUAUGGGACCCCCAUCUGUCGCCCGUCCACCCAUGCCGUUUGCUCCUCCUGGAAUGCCGGGGGCACCACCUGGUUUCCACCCUCCUGGUUUCCCUCCUCAGGGUAUGCCCUUCCAAGGUCCACCACCAGGCUUUGGUGGCCCUCCUCCAGGUUUCCAACCACCCCCGCAGUAGAAUCUAAAAAUUUGUAUCAUGCUUCUUGUCGUGCACAGCGGAUCCUGGUGCCACGGCAAACUCGGGCUGACCUCUUGAUCGACACGAGAGGGUGGGUGUUCUCUUUUUUCUUCAGUCUGCCUGAGCCCCAAACUUUGCAGGCGCUUAUGGAGUCCGGUAAUAACGGUGGCGUCGACUCUAGCAAUGCUGUAGCUUCUUGCGUGUUUUGCACCCGCUAUGUGUAUGGUCCGACGACUCAUUCUUCCUUUACCUCGCGCUGGGCUCCUCUGGCUCUUCUUACCCAAUAAUAU
Messenger RNA from Stereum hirsutum FP-91666 SS1, 851 nucleotides. RefSeq names its product Sm-like ribonucleoprotein. NCBI's taxonomy places the organism in Eukaryota, Fungi, Basidiomycota, Agaricomycetes, Russulales, Stereaceae. Gene Ontology annotation, cellular component: U5 snRNP; U4 snRNP; catalytic step 2 spliceosome. Gene Ontology annotation, molecular function: RNA binding. Gene Ontology annotation, biological process: mRNA splicing, via spliceosome. The coding region runs from base 22 to 561 and encodes 179 amino acids. The transcript is spliced from 5 exons. The record is from RefSeq and is a predicted model, not a curated record.